Phascolarctos cinereus (koala) is the source of this 1326-nucleotide messenger RNA. RefSeq names its product putative E3 ubiquitin-protein ligase TRIML1. The record is from RefSeq and is a predicted model, not a curated record. Gene Ontology annotation, molecular function: zinc ion binding; protein binding. NCBI's taxonomy places the organism in Eukaryota, Metazoa, Chordata, Mammalia, Diprotodontia, Phascolarctidae.
AUGGAGGUUAGAGAUCUGAUUGCACAUCUUAAGUACGAGCUCACCUGUGCCAUUUGUUUGGACUAUUUCACUGAGCCAGUGCUCGUUCCCUGCGGGCACACCUUUUGUAAAGCAUGUCUGCUCCAGUGCUGGGAGGAAGCUCCCACAAGAGGGAUUUGCCCUGAGUGUAAGACAGUCAAUGAAUCCAGACACUUUAUUGCAAAUUUGGAUGUGGAAAAUCUAACCCUCACUGGCAAACUGAUCAGACCUCAUUUGCUGCAAAUGGUGGGAGGCCCAAGCUUCUGUAAAGAACACCAGCAGGUCCAGGAGCUGUUCUGUGAGGAUGACCAGAGGCUUCUCUGUAAGGCCUGCUUCUCUUCCAGGGAACACAUAUUUCACAAGGUCUCUCUUUUAAAAAAGGCUGCUGAGAGCUACAGGAAGAAGCUCCAGGAGAUGUUGGAGAAGUUGAAGGAAAAAACAAAGGAGGCUGACAUUGCAAUCAAUAAUGAGAAAAAGAAUAUGGAACAGUGUCAGGUGAAGAUGCAGACUUUAAAAGGGGUAAUUGUAUUUGAAUAUGCAAAAAUGUACCAGUUCUUGAUGGAGGAUGAAAAACAACAUCUGGCAUGCCUGGAAAAAUCAUAUGAGAAAGAACUGGGAGAAACUGGUGAAGAGAGUGAGGCCUUGCUACUUCAGUGUCCACAGGCUACUUCCCAAGAGUGGCCUCGGUGCCGAAUCCUUGGAAUGAGGGAUAUGCUGAUGACCUUCCAUAGAGAUAUAACUCUGGACCCUGAAACAGCCAAUCCCUAUCUCCUCUUGUCUGAGGAUCUCAGAAGUGUGACGAUUGGAAGUACCAUGCAAGAAGUUCCUGACAACCCAGAGAGAUUUGAAGGUGCUGUUAUUGUUUUGGGUACUCAGAAAUUCACCCAGGGAAGACAUUACUGGGAAGUAGAGGUGGGAGACAAGACUGAGUGGUCAGUGGGGAUCUGUAGAGAUUCCACUGACAGGAAGGGUCGGUUGUUACCUGUAGAUGUGUUCUCUCUUACAGGCUUCAAAAUGAGAGAUGAUUUCAUUCUCUGGGUUCAUGACAUAAUGGAAGCAUUUUUAAUACCUGAACCUUUGCAUAAACUAGGCAUUUUCCUUGAUUAUGAAUGCAGACAUAUAGCAUUUUACAAUGUUACCAGCAAAUCCCUUAUCUAUAGUCUUUUAAAUGUGGACUUCCAAGGGCCUCUCCGGCCUUUCUUUUCUCCUUGCAUACCAAACAAAGACAGCAUUAUUAGACCCCUGACCAUCCGUACUAUGACUGACCAGGAAGCUGGUGACCCUUAUAAGGUCUUCCCUAUGGAGUAA